This is a messenger RNA of Actinia tenebrosa (Australian red waratah sea anemone), 3076 nucleotides long. RefSeq names its product cilia- and flagella-associated protein 299. Lineage: Eukaryota; Metazoa; Cnidaria; Anthozoa; Actiniaria; Actiniidae. The record is from RefSeq and is a predicted model, not a curated record.
UUUGCUUGACUUAGGCCUCAAGAGGUCGCAUCAAAUGAUCCAUGGUUUUAUCGCUAAAUUGAUUAAGACACUCCACGAAUAACCUCAAACACGUAAAUAGAUCAAAAUUCAAGCCGACCAGAUCGAUUGCAUCUCGGUAAGGAGGCGUAGGAGGACAUGAUUCACGAGGCCCAUAAAGGAAAUUAAGUUAGCUGCUUCACUUGGAUGAAUGUCAGUGGCACGGUCCACUUUUGAAAUUCAAACUUCUUCAUUCGAGAGUCGAGAACGAAUUUAUCUGUAGAAUUCUUUUCGUAAUUUAAGGUUUCAUAUUUUGUUUGCUUUAACUUCUGGAGAUUAUUUCUUCAGUGUAAAUCAUCUAUUUGCUCUCAAGACUUCCGAUCUCACUAGCCUUGAGUGGUCUUCAAAACUUCCUAAGAUUUAUGGCCAUAUUGGCUCCUCUCCAGUUGGCUAUGUAUCUUGCGCUAUUCUUGUUUCUGUACCUUCCGACAAUAACGGCAGCGACAGAGAAAACAUGUAGUCACCGCGACAGCAAUCUUGCAUGUUAUGAUUCACCAAGUCUUCACACAAAGGAAAAGUAUUAUCCAGAACAUCUCUGUUCAUCAAGUCAUGAACAGUGCGCAAACCACGAAGACAGACAGUUUCCCGUGGAUCCUCGCUUUCAAGGGGUUUAUACAUUCCCAGUUAAGAAACUGCCAAGAAUGAACUGCUUUGAACCAGAGGCCAUGAAAAUGAUUGAUAACGGGCUUCCAGUGAUCCUAGAAAACUGUUCUUUCGCCAGUUCAGCUUACAAGUGGGAUUUAGAUUACCUGGAUGAAAAUCUCCGUGAUAAAGGCCACAUCGCGUACAUCUCGAAGCAAAGGCGCUUCCUUUACUUCGACGAGGACAAGAUGAUUGACCGGUACGAGGAUUGGAAACCACCCCAUAAGAAGAUGAUCACUUAUUUCCAUGAGUUUAUGGAGUUGGUGAAGGAUUUACAGAAAUCGAACAAUGGAACACUCUCGUAUUUCCAGUCCCCGCUGUACAUCAUAGAAGGUGUGAGCAAGUCGUUAGUAGAAGAUAUCAACUCGUUUGACUAUCCCUGGUUGUUGGAUAUCGUGACAAGACUUGGCUGGGGAGAUAAAGUGAUUAAUUUAUUACUGAUUGGUAUGACUGAUGUUGUCACUCCUACUCACUAUGAUGUACUGGAAAACUUCUUUGUACAGAUUGCAGGUCUUAAACGCGUCAUCCUUUUUAGUCCAGAAUACUUCAGAUGUCUGUAUCCUUACCCAGUGGGACACCCACAUGACAGACAGUCACAGGUAAAUUUUGACGAACCUGAUUUUGAAAGAUUUCCAAAGUUCAAAGAGAUUGAAGGUCUAGAAGCCGUCGUUGGACCUCGAGAUGUGCUGUACAUCCCAACAUACUGGUGGCACUAUGUAGAAAGUGAACACAACAGCAUGACUGUGUCGUUAAACUUUUGGUUUGAUCCAAAGAACCAAACUUUAGGCAACCAAACAUCGACGUCUGCGUUAUCUAGUAGUGACAGUGAACAAACAGCCGAAGAGAAAGACACACUGACAGAAAAAGAACUCCCAAAGAAAAUAGAGAUAACGCCGACCCAGGAACUGGCAUUAAAGAGAGAGAUUGAAAGUAUUAUUCAUGAGAACACAAGAGACCAUGAAAAGGUUCGAAGAAUCUUGAAAGAAAUCUUAUCAGGACGUUUUGAUUUCUUGGACGCAAGUUAAUUCAAGGAAUCAAACACACAGGACUAAUGUUAACUCCAAUAUCUAUUGCUCUAAAUGGAGCUUUUUGGCUUGUGCUUAAGGUAUUCAAUUUUAGACCAAAUGUCAUUCCCUUGAGUAUUAUUGCUAUAAUUGCCAGUAGCCCUUGAGAAAAUUCAUUGAUAAAUAAAGACCACUAGCAUAUUGCAAGAGCAGCUCUAUUUGGAGAAAAACAAGAUAUUUUUUUGCUGUUGAGAAUCGUGGGCUCGAACUGAAAGAUCACGUGACACUAUUUUCCAUUCAGCACAUCUCCCCGUACGAAACUCAAUAAAUAUUCAAUUUAACCAUGACCUGAAACUUAGCUUCACCUUUCUAUUAAUAUCGAGGUGAUUUCAUUUUCUGGGGUUCUUGUAAACUAAAGAGCUUGGUUUAAGGUGGUAGGGUCACGUAAUCUCUUAGCGCAAGUCUCAAAUUGAAAUUUAUUGUAUGGUCUUCCAUAUUAAGCUGCUUUGGAAUUUGCUGGAAGGAGUCUAUAGAUCCGGACUAAAAUAGAUGAUCAUAAAAAAUUUAUAUUUCUAUUGAAGAGAAUGACUCUUGGUCGAAUGUAAAAGCAUUGAGCCCAAGCCUAAAGGGUCUAAAAUGAGGUCAUGCAAAAUAAGUAAAACUUAAUUUCAACAAAGUAGUAACAAAAUAACACAAACGUACGAUUCCCUGGUGGCAGAAGUAAUGAAAAGUACAUAACAAUGGAUAGAAUAUAUAAUAUAGUUUCCCAAAUUUAUUUUCGUAGAAACUUUAAGUCUUGUUUUUCACGCGCGCAAUAUGAUGACGCACGGGAGUAGGGUAAGGCGAAAUUUAAACUGCAUCCGGUUACUAAAAAUAGCCCACCCGGGAAUACAUGGCGCGCGCGGUAUUAAGAAGUUUCCCUCUCUUAUUUCUGCUCUCUCGCUAGAAAGCUAACUAAGCAAAUCAAGUAAAUAAUUUGUUUAAAAGUCAGUACAUUCGUACGGAAAUCCGAGAACGAUGUCUGAACUUCUUGGUCGUAUAUGGAUGGCUUGCGGGAAAUCAUUACUCCCAAGUUAACUUAACUUGAACUUAGCAAAAGAAGCAAGAAAUGAGAGUUAUAUAAAGUGGUUCGUAGAAUAUUGCUGCUGAGUGUGCAUUGACUAUAGUACUUCAUCGUGUACCGGCCGGUCUACCAUAAGCGCUGCUCACAGAAACACUGUAGUUUAAUGCUCAUCAAACCAAGCAUUCUAUACUUUUUCAGUUGUGCUUUAGGAAAACGACAGAUUGAUAGUUCGGUAAACGACUCUAGACAGCAAAAAAUGCAAAUUGUCUGUAGCAUAAAAAUGUAAAUAAUGUAUUCGGAUGAAUAAAUA